AUGGCCGCAGGUUGCGGUUCUCUGUUUGCUGGUGUGGUGUUAGUGAUGAUCUUGCUGACUAGUCUGGCCAGCGCAGCGAAGAUCCUGGCCGUAUUUCCCAGCACCAGCAAGACAAACUACAUGUUCGGGCAGGUGCUGUUUGAGGCUCUAGCCUCCCGAGGUCACAACGUGACCAUCGUGAGCCCAUUCGAGGUACAAUACUCUCAGGAGAACAUCCGACAGGUACGCAUCACAGGGCUAUUCAGCCACAUCGAAGAUUACGGAUUAGACGCGAACGUAUUCACGAAGCGUGACAAAUCGAGCUUCUACGGUAACACCAACCUCAUCUACGGGACGGCGGCCCUUGCGGACUACACGCUCGGACAUCCUGCAUUGCAGGAACUACUGCGCGAUCCAUCCGAGACCUUCGACCUGCUGCUGCUGGAUCAGGUGCUGUGCGAGAGCCUGCUCGGGUUGGCUUAUCAUUACGGCGUGCCGGCAAUCGUGUACAGCUCAGCUGCUCCCAACAAGUACACCAACGAGAUGGUAGCCAACCCGCACAAUCCGGCGUACAAUCCGAUCGCUUCACUUGGGUACUCCGAUCGGAUGCAUUUGGUGCAGCGUGUUUGGAACACGUUCGUGUCGAUCUGCGAGCAGUUCAACUACAAGUACCUGUAUCUGCCGGCGCAAGAAGCCGUUUAUCAGCGGCACUUCACAGGUCGAAGAUCGGCUUUACCUCCUCUGUUGGAUCUCAUCCACAAUGUGAGUCUGGUGUUGGUCAACAGUCAUCCAGUGAUCAAUUUCGCUAGACCGUACGUACCCAACAUGGUACCUAUUGGUGGAGCGCAUAUUCGACCACUCGAGAACACCGGGUUCUCGCAGGACGUGAUCAAUUGGGUUGAGAAAGCACAGGGUGGUGUGGUGUACUUCAGCGUUGGCACCAACAUUCGAUCGGCGGAUUUCCCCGAACAACUGCGAGAUGCAUUUACGGGUGCAUUCGGUCGACUCAGUCAGGUGUUGGUCAUCUGGAAGUGGGAGAAUGCAACGCUACCGAAGCAAUCCGGGAACGUGAUCGUUGGUCCGUGGAUGCCUCAACAGCAGUUGUUGGCUCACCCAAAUGUGCGACUACACAUCACACACGGUGGAUUGUUGAGUAUGAUGGAAACGGUGCAUUACGGCAAACCGAUCCUGGGCCUGCCACUGGCUGGUGAUCAGGAGAUUCUCGUAAAUCGUGCCGUUGAGGCGGGUUACGGGUUGAAGUUGGACUAUCGCAACAUCACCGAGGAUCAGGUGUUGGAUGCGAUCAACCAGAUGCUCGAGGAUUCUAGCUUCCGACAAGCGUCUAUGAGAGCCUCUCGGCAGUUCCGCGAACAGCCUCAACAACCGCUCGAGAAGGCACUCUACUACAUCGAGUACGUCCUGAAACAGGACGGUGGAGUUGACUACUUGCGCAGUGGCGCCCUCUAUCUCUCGUUCUGGCCGCGGCAUGUCGUCGACGUGGCCUUUAUAGUGCUGAUAAUUGUGCUGAUACCGGUGGGGCUUUUCGCAACACUGAUUCAGGUGAUUCUAAGGAAAACGCACGAGCGGAAGCUAAAAAACACGCCAGCCGCUGGGAAGAAGCCACCGGCUGUGGUUGGGAAACAGGACGCGAAAAAGAAACGGAAUUGA
Messenger RNA from Anopheles nili, 1647 nucleotides. RefSeq names its product UDP-glycosyltransferase UGT5-like. The record is from RefSeq and is a predicted model, not a curated record. Gene Ontology annotation, molecular function: UDP-glycosyltransferase activity. The coding region runs from base 1 to 1647 and encodes 548 amino acids. The transcript has 5 exons. Lineage: Eukaryota; Metazoa; Arthropoda; Insecta; Diptera; Culicidae.